Molecule: messenger RNA, 1952 nt
Organism: Peromyscus californicus insignis
Lineage: Eukaryota; Metazoa; Chordata; Mammalia; Rodentia; Cricetidae
Gene: Spp2
Product: secreted phosphoprotein 2
Exons: 8
Coding region: 1272-1883 (203 amino acids)
Biological process (GO): bone remodeling
Cellular component (GO): extracellular region
Source: RefSeq, a predicted model, not a curated record
UUUAUAUGAUUUUCCAGGGACUGUGCAAAAAGCGAUACGAUGCUUCACUUACUGCCACCUAAUUCCGAAUAUCUUGGACCAGGCAUCUGAGGUUGGAAUAGCAGAAAAUUGCGGGGAUGAGUGUGGCACACAUUUCUGCACAUUGGAGGAAGAACAAGAAAUCACCAUAGCAUGAGCAUGUCUGGAUGGCUUACGUUUAAUCUUCUGGGUUUACAAGACAUGAUGGAAUUCUGCAGGGGCAUUUUAAAAACCAUCGCUUUUUAGCUCUCCUCAGAGCCCACCCUGCAUGCCUGGUGCUAACACUUAAUUACAGCCAAGAGAAUCUGAGCAAUCCAGCGCUCCCUCCUCACCCCAGCAAGCGUCAAGCAAAAUCAAUAGCCCCGUGCUGGCAGCACGAAGCUGUUGUCGCCUCCUUCAUCCCCUCCGCGCAUCUGCAAUUGCUUUUAUUACUGCAGUUCAUUUAACGAGACCGGAGUGUUUGGAGCCAGAUGGUGAUGUUCCUUCAAUCUGGAAGAGUCUAAUGGAAUUGAGUUCAAACCAGGUUAAAAUUAAUGGAAUUACACAUUUUAGUGGUCAUUUUCUCUUAGCAGCACGCUCUGGGUACUUGUUAUACAGCAGAAGUUAGUGCCAGCUUCAAAUGAAGGACCUGAAAGACAAUUCAGUGAGACCUGGUGUAUUCAUACACUCCCUCAUUCAACACAUACUUCAUUAUGCUCUGUGUCACAGCCACGGCCAUUGUGGUUUCAGAAUCAUGGUCCCUGUCAUGCACCGGGGGUGGCAGGCAGAGCUAAGCAGGCAGGCAAAAUCACUCUGCGUGUGCGCGGUCUCUAGGGCGGGAGGAAACUGGCAUCCAGAGUCGAGGGUGCAGGAAUUUGAGGGCCAGGUAAGGAAUAAAUACACAACUGCUUUAAAUUCACCAUUUUGUUGGGUCUACAGUUCUGUCCCCUCCCCCAAAGAAUGAAAUGCAAAGAGAGAAAAGAGUCACCGUGCAUGGAGACCCGAGCUUCUCUGGAUGUCUCCUGCUGUGGGCUAAAGUCCCAUGGAAAGGUCCAAACUUCAAAAGUGGCCUCAGCCUGGACCUUUUCCACAGGAAAAGUCAGCAGUAAAUAUUGACACCAGAAUCAAUCAUCGCUGUUGAAGUUCCGGACUGCUCCAGCCAGCCAGGGCAGCCAGGUCGCAGGUGACAAGGAUAAGACAGCCGCCCUCAGAAAGAACUGUCAUCCUGAAGCUGUGGAGAGGCGUCUCCUGGGCCCUGGGUCACAGUUCUCAGGAUGAAGUGGGCAACGCUGCAGACGCUCGUUAUGUUGGUGCUGGGAAUGUGCUACCGGUGUGCCUUAGGUUUCCCGGUGUACGACUUCGACCCUUCCUCCCUGCAGGAAGCCCUCAAGGCCUCAGUGGCAAAGGUGAACUCUCAAUCUCUGAGUCCUUACCUGUUUCAGGAGACCCGGAGCUCCCUGAAAAGAGUCAAUGUCCUGGAUGAAGACACCUUGGUCAUGAACUUGGAGUUCAGUGUUCAGGAAACUACAUGCCUGAGAGACUCUGGUGAUCCCUCCUCCUGUACAUUCCGAAGGGGCUACUAUGUGCCAAGAGCUGCUUGCAGGAGCACCGUGCAGAUGUCCAAGGGACAGGUGCAGGAUGUGUGGGCUCACUGCCGCUGGGCCUCCGCAUCUGAUUCCAACAGCAGCGAGGAGAUGACUUUUGGGGACAUGGCAAGAUCCUACAGACGGAGAAAUGAUUAUCUGCUUGGUUUUCUUUCUGAUGAGUCCAGAAGCGAACGAUUCCAGGACCGGUCACUCGAGACGGUGAGAAGGGGACAUCCUCUUGCAUAUAGAAGGUUCCAGAACCUCCAUCACAGAGCAAGAAUAAAUUCUGGCUUCGAGUGACAUCCUGGAGAAUCCGUGACAGGAAGAGAAGCAGAAGCAGCCAUGAAGAAAGGCGUGUGGCAAAUUGUG